Molecule: messenger RNA, 1155 nt
Organism: Saccostrea echinata
Lineage: Eukaryota; Metazoa; Mollusca; Bivalvia; Ostreida; Ostreidae
Product: E3 ubiquitin-protein ligase TRIM56-like
Exons: 2
Coding region: 1-1155 (384 amino acids)
Molecular function (GO): zinc ion binding
Source: RefSeq, a predicted model, not a curated record
AUGGAUCAAUCAGAAAGUUCGAGCUCUAAGAUGAAACUUUUGCAAGAACUUCUAAAAUGUAAUAUAUGCUUUGACACUUUAUCGAAUCCAAAGAUUUUAGAAUGCCAUCAUUUUUUCUGUUCUGAUUGCAUUCAACGUCAUCAUGAAAAGUCGCAAGAGGGAAACCAGGCCUUUUGUCCUAUUUGUCGACGUCCUUUUGUUCUCGAUUUUUCUGGAGCUGAGGAUCUACCACCGUGCCAUUUUGUGAAUGAAUUGCUAGAAAAGUUUUCGAAAGAGUCUAAUCUAAAGAGAAGCAGUAAAUUCGAAAGAAUUUGCCAAGGGGUGUGUUUGAAAAGGAAAUCAGAGGUAAAGGCUACCUUUGCUUGUCCUCCAUGUGGAAUUGAUUUGUGUGAGGAUUGUUUGGAGGCUCAUCAAGUCUUUAAUGCUCAUCAUCAAACUGUUAAUGUUGAAGAUUACCAGAGGCCGCUCAUGUUUCAGUCACCAGAAAUGGAAGAUGAAAACUUAUUGUGUGAUCAGCAUUUAGAACACGAUCUUUUUGAACUCUGCCUUGAUUGCAAAGCUGUCUUAUGUCAUGUUUGUAAAGAAAAACACCAUGACCACAAUUGUAUUACAUUGGAAGACAUAAAAAGUAAUGCUCAAAUCAUGAGAAAUAAGCUGCGCAAGAUUAAAAGUGAGUUUGAUAGAAGGAGGGAAGAUGUAAAGACUUUUGAGUUCUUUCUAAAAACCAGCGAAGCAAAGGCUUUGAAAAGAAUACAAAGCACUCAUAAAGAAAUAAGGGAACGGAUAGAUAUUCAGAAGACAGAAUUUGAAGAAAAAUUGAAGUUGCAUUCCGAAAAUCUAACUGGAGAAAUUGCUGAAUCUCUCACCAAAGUGGACACGAAUUCAAAAUCAAUUGAAAGCAUUCUGGAACUCAUUCAUACACUUCUUGCAUUUGGAAAUGACAGAUGUUUUUUGAUGUACUGGCAAAACAUUCAAGAUAGAUUUCAUAGCAUUGCCAUAGAUAACAUAGAAUUGCCAAAUGUGGAGUUCAAAGAUACUAUUCGUUUUAAUCCGACCGAUCCUGACAAGUUAUCAAUCGGGGCUCUGAUUCCUACUAAACCCGAUAUUGAAUGGAUAAACAUGAAUCAAAAUAGAGACUUUUAUGCUAUCGACUGA